Messenger RNA from Gossypium raimondii (Peruvian cotton), 984 nucleotides. RefSeq lists its product as uncharacterized. Gene Ontology annotation, molecular function: zinc ion binding. The record is from RefSeq and is a predicted model, not a curated record. NCBI's taxonomy places the organism in Eukaryota, Viridiplantae, Streptophyta, Magnoliopsida, Malvales, Malvaceae. The coding region runs from base 156 to 830 and encodes 224 amino acids. The transcript is spliced from 3 exons.
UCUUAUUGUAUUAAUAUUUCUCUCUCUUGAUUUUCUUCCAUGUCUUGUUCUGAACUGACAAAAACAACAAGAGUGAGAAAAAACCAGACAAUCAGUUUCAGCUAAGACAUUAAACAGAGUCACAUGGAAGAUUCACACUUUGGAUCUUAAAAAAGAUGGAAGCUUUAGCUAAAGAACCUGAAGGGGUAGUGGUAAUCAUCGACAUUGAUGGAGAAGAAGAACCAGCAAACCAGACAGACAACGAGGAGCAGCAACAAGGGACCAACAGCAGCAGGUGUUCGUCGUCUUGUUCGAAUGAAGCAAAAUCUGGGACAAGUGAGAUCAUAAAGGAGAGGGGAUCUUCAGUGUCGGAUACUAGUUGUUCUUCUUCUUCCUUAGAAGUGGAUCUGGAAGCUGAGGUGGUGACUGAAACCAAGCUGCAUUUGGACAAUGUGGAGAGGGAUUGUCGGAUUUGUCAUCUCAGCUUGGAUCCAAGUAACCAAGAAUGUGAUUUGCCUAUUGAGUUGGGGUGUUCUUGUAAAGAUGAUUUAGCUGCUGCUCAUAAACAGUGUGCUGAAGCCUGGUUCAAAAUUAAGGGAAACAGAAUAUGUGAGAUUUGUGGAUCCACUGCUCGCAACGUUGCUUGCAUGAACGAGACCGAGAUGAUGGAGCAAUGGAAUGAUUCGAAUGAUUCCAUAGCUGUGGCGGCAGCAGCGGCAGUUCCUGUCGGGACUCGUGGUGCAGACUCGAGAAACUUCUGGCAGGGUCAUCGGUUUCUAAAUUUCCUACUAGCUUGUAUGGUCUUUGCCUUUGUAAUCUCUUGGCUCUUUCACUUUAAUAUACCAUCAUGAGAAUCUAUAGCAUGUUGUUUAUAUUAGUAUUUAGAACUUCAACAACUUUUUGUAAUAAUUUUAUGUUGUGUUCUGUGUUGGAUUUUAAUUCAACAUAACAAAGAAUGUUAUCAAAUUCUGUGUUUUUUUUUUUGUUUACAUUGCACCAUUUGAA